GGCGCACUCCCCAUGUCUCUUGGUAUUCUCUCCCAGUUUUCCUUCCUUUGAGCAUGUCCAGUCUAUUCUCACAUGCCUAUCAUUGCAUAGCAAUUAUGGUUAGAGAGUUAAAAGCCUUAUCAGCUCCUCAGAGGGAGAAGUGUGUGUCAGCUCCUCACAGGACUGCAUGGUGGUUCAAAAAGUAAUGAUUUUUUUUUUUUAAUGGAGGUUUCUUUAAAUUCAAAACAUAAACCACAGAACUGAAAAGAGCCAUGUGGGUAUUUAACCUGCAUUAAAAAAGUCAGAGGAUAAAGACAGAGAUAAAUGUGCCAGCCUUGUGCAAUCCUCCCAAGCUAAGGGACCCACAGUGGACAGACAUACAGUGUUGGGAUGAUUGGUAAGAUUGGCGUACAGAAAUCAUUGCCUUCGUGAUCUUGAGAUGUGCUAUCCAAAAAUGUGCUAUCCUAUCUCUGCUAGGAGACUUCAGAAUCACAGCUAGCUUCAGUCAGCACAAACUUUUGUGUUUCAGAAUCACACAGUGAGCUCCUCAUGCAUCUGGAGAGAGAAGCACCUUGUCCUGCAUUUCCCUCCUUUGCAUGCAGCAGGUCCUGCAGCUCCUCGUGGUUAUCACCCAUACCCUGGGUGUGGGUCAGGAAGUGACAGCAAAGCAGGGACACUGUCUGGGUGGGAAGAUGACCCCGUUGGGCCCCGUGAUGUACCCCGACAUGUGCCUGUGCACUGAGCUAGCUUCCAUCUGCCGGGUGUGAAGGGAUCUGAGAGGCCUGGAGGUGGCUCUGGAAAUCCCAGGGACAAAAGCAGGGUAGAGCAAGUGCACAGGAUGGUCCCUGAGAAGAAGGGUGACAAUUCCUGGGUAUUGAGGCUUUGUAACCCACAUUUUAGGAUGACAUGAUAAGCAGGAUUUCUUGGUUUUCUUUAUUUUUUCUUUUGUGUUUGCAGGGGAAAGUGUGAAGAUGUAAAUGCUGACAUUUUAAAUAUAAAUUAAAAAUAAUCUUUAGAUAUGCUGUGUGUUUUAACUCCCGAUUUUUAACUAGCUUCAUUGCGGGAGGUGUUGCAGUGAGUCUAGCUUGUGACUUUUUUGAUCGCCUUGGGGUUGGCAAUAUUGCAGGUUUCUCAGGUCAAACAAGAAGGGAUCUUGUUGGACAAGAAGUGCAGAAGGGAAAAGCAGGAGCCUGUCUCGGAAGUGCCAGUGUUUUCUGAAUUGCAAAACCCCAUCCCGUGGUGUUUAUCUCGCUGGGACAGUUAUCCGCAUGACUUGCCACUGUAAGUGUGUAGCCUUGUGUCCUGUUCUAGCUGGGGCUGGUCCCCACCACCAGAUCACCAUCUCCCACUAGCAGUGGCAGUAGCAGCACAGACCCGUCAUGGGUAAAAGCCAAAAUCUUUUGCUGCCCACCUGAGGCGGCAGGAAUGGCUUUGCCCUCUGCACAUCGCUCCUUCCCCCUGGUUGUUCUUCCCUGCCUUUGGCGCACAGCAAAGCUGUGGGUUCCAGCUGGCCACACAGCCACCUUCCCAAGAAGUUCUCCUCAAUAGACGUGCUUCUCCAGAUGUUCUCUGCUCUUUCCUUGCAGAGAUGCACAUGUACCAUUUCUCUGUUGGGGCUGAGAUGACUGGACGGGAUUGCAGGGCUCAUGAAAACCAUUUCAUGCACGUUUCUGAAUGCAUUUGUUCUGCUGUCUGUGAUUUUACGUCUUCAGUUUUUUACUUUUUGAUUCACUGAGCAGUGAUGUCGCCUUGUUCUUUGGUAAAAAGUCUCUCUAUCAACACUAGAUCAAAAGGAACCAGUUAGGGUGAAAAGGUUGUUCUGCUCUGGGUCUGUACAUGCUGCACCAAUUUUUCAGCUUCUUCAGAGUUUUUUUUCCUCUGUUUUUUCAAAGCUAAGGUUUUGAAGGGAAGUAGAAACUUUAGGAGAGUCAAGAUGUGCAUUUGGAUUACAUCAACCUCAUCUUUUUUGAGGGCUAUUUUUGGGUUAAUCUGCAGUUUCUCAACAUUUGUAGAUGUUGGACUCAAUCUUGAAGGCCUUUUCCAACCUUAAUGAUUCUAUGAUUCUAUAUCCAUCUCUGGAAAUGUUCAAAAAAUGUGUAGAUGUGGUGCUUAAGGACCACAUGGUUUAGUGGUGGGCUUGGCAGUCUGGGUUAAUUGUUGGACUUGAUGAUCUUAGAGGUCGUUUCCAUCCUUAAUGAUUAUAUGAUAAGUAAUCCUGAGUCUUGACGGAUCUGAAAGAAACAGGUUUUCCAGCCCUGAAGAUCAACCACUGAGAUGACUGCAAAUUGCUUUUAUCCAAAUACUGGUUUUAACAGUCAGGGGUUCCUUUUUAUGCUAGAAGAUGAUGGUGCUGAUAUUUUUCAUGUGGUCUAUGUUGUUUCCUACCGACUUGAGGCUUGUUGGAUCACAUCCACACACAUGCUGAUGCUCAGCUGUGACCAAGUACUGGCCACUAUGACCCAGCCAGCCAGCAGGUGUAAUGCCACAGAGACUGAGGGCAGAAGGGGGCAAGCAGAGCUGCCAGAUCCCUGCCAACCCAAACUGUUCUCUGAUUGUGCUCUGGAAGCGAUCCAUCAGAAUUGGUUGGCACUUUGGUCUUCAUAAAACCCCCAAGAGCCAUAGGUCUCUGCCCUAAAGAGACUCUAACGUUUUAAGGAAGGGAGUUUUCACCUGUGUUGUUGUCUGCCCCCACAGCCAUUGUCCAACUUCACCCUGAAGGUCAGUGACUCCCCACUGCACCGGUCCCCCUUGGAUCCUCUCCAGGCCACGGAGCAGCAUUCCUGCCAGCUCUCACGAGAGGCAGGAGCUGGGCUGGAAAUGCCUGUUGCCUUCCAGCGACAACCACACUAGUGCUUGCUUUGUUGCAUACUAAUGAACGUUAAUUGGUCUCAGCUUGUUAUCAACCUUGUGUGUGAGCCUUUUGCAGAAUGGUGGGGUGGGGGUUGGGAAGACUCCAAGGGGCUUUUGCCCUCCAGCGAGGGGUGGCCUCCUGGGUGGAUGAGGGCUAAAUUGAUGCUCCUUGUGGAAACAUCUCCAUUUGUGAGCCGCAGGAGGGCUGUGCCUGCUGGCCUCGUGCCAGCCUUGGUAGUGGUCUGCCUGGCAGGUGGAUUCCCUCUCUGAUGUGGCAGAAGGUUACAAGGAAUUGUGGGGGCUGUCUUUAAACCCACCUGAGGGUAUGGGGAGAAGCUGAGCCCUUUGGAGGCUGGGCAGCGCUCAUCUUCAGGUGUUCUUGGCAUCAAAGGUUCAGUGCCCCUCUCCUACUGCCACCCCCAGGCACAGCAUGCAGCCCCUCAACACUAUCCAUUGUUCUCUUUGAACUGUUCAGCUGGAGCCUGUCUCCUUCUCUCCACUGCCCUUUACCACUCCUGCAGUCCUGGCAUCCAUUGCAGCAGCUGGAUGUCUCCUGCAGCCAUACCCCUUGUCCAGUCACUCAGCCUGAGCCAUGGAGGGCAUGAAAACCCCUACAGGGUGAUCCUGCUGUAGGGGAAACACCACCACAGUUUGCUACAAGCUAGAGAGGGGCAGGCUUGAUGGGGCUGGGUUGCAUCAGCACUCUCGAAAAACAUCUCUACCAUGUGUGUAAAGUCCUAAGUCUGGCUCAUGUGUGAUACUGUGUGUGUAGGGGGCAGUUCUGGGACAGGCAGGAUGGUGUCUGAACUUGUGGUACAUCGGGGCUUCUUCCAGCGGGGAAGUUGGGAUUGUUGCUUUGGAGGUGGCUCUGCUAAUCUGGGACAAGUAGCCUGUUGACCUUGAUGUGUUUGGGCUGGGACUUGUAAGUGACUUCUCUAAAGCUGAUAAAUCAGUCUAUGCUUGAGCUGAGAACAGCACCUGUAGCUUUUCUGGUGUUUGAAUCCUGAUUAUUCCCCAUGACGAACAUCAAGUUUCAGACCAGGUCCUGGUGACUGUGCUGUUUAAUUUACUCUUUCUUUACUCACAUAAUGACAGAAGUUUUUCCAAAGAAAGGACUUACGAGGAGAGGGAAUCAAAGUGUCAGGAGUAGGAAGAGGGAAGGAUGGAGCACUGGCUGGGCACAUGGGAUGCUUGGCCAGGGAGCAGUCCCGAGGAGCAUGGUAAGGAUAAUUUUUUUCCUCCCACCUGUUGUGAGGAGCAAGUAGGGAGUGAGCUAUCGCGCUUCCUCCCCAGCUGCUAACGACAGGAGACUUGCUUAUGGUCGUGCACUGGAAGCUAAUUAAAACCGGUGACAAUGGUAAUUGAGUAAGGAUGCUUGAGGACAAGUAUGACCUCAUGUCUAAAAUGGUAAUGAGGCCUAUUAAAAUCCACACCAAAAAGAGAAAUGAAAGGGGGAACAGAGGCAAAGGUGGUGCAAAGGGAGCCGGAGCAGGCGGGGACAAUACCUGGCAGCCAGAGCACCAGGAGGGAUGGGGAACAUGGAGGUGUCAGUCUUCUAAAUCUCCUUAAUAAACAACCAGCUCUUCAGCUAGCCAGGCUGCCACUCAGGCCGAGUCAGCCAAAAUGCUUUGGUUCAAGUGCCUUCCCCUGUUGCUUGCCCAGACCUGGGUGUAGAUCCUAUUAAACAGUGGUGACACUUGUUACACGUUUGUUGUUGUCUACACCUCUGGUUCCUUGCUGGAAGAAGGGGACAUGCCAGGAAACUGGCAGUAGCUGCCAGCGUAGGGAGGGUACCUGCUAAGAUGCACCCUUGAAAUUGCACUGGUGUGGGAAAAUGCAUUGGCAGAGGAAAGCUGCAGCAAGUUUGGGUGGCGUGAACCUGCAUGGUGCCUGGUUUCAGCUCCACAGCUGGGGUGUAGGGGCUGGGGGUCCCUGUGACCUCAACAUGUAUUGUUUUGCAGGCUGGUGUAGCAGUGCUCGGGAUGCCACUGUGCUGCGUGGGAACCCAGGUUCCAUGCUGACUCGCCUCGCCGCAGAGGACACCCCACGGGACACCGGGAGGUGGGCACUCCCUGUCCUGGGGCUGGAUGUGCACCACAUCAGUUUGGGUGAGCUCAGCCCCGGGCUGCCAGACCCCCUCACUACACCCUGCUGACAGGAGGAGAUACGGUGUAUGCCGGAGGUUUCUUCUCGCUGGAGAAAGCCAACGCUCGUCCUUCCAGUAGUGGCGAAGGUACGGCUGGAUAGCAGCUGAGGAUGUGCUAUGGAGCCGGGAUUCAACUGCUCUGAGCUCUGCGAUGGCAGCUCCAGUUUUGACAGCCAGCAGCAGCGGGCACUGCAGGAGCUCUGCACUGUAACAGUGACAUCUUUUGACAACAGUGGGAAGAGCUUCCCAUCCUUCUCUGCUGGUCUCCUGGGAGUUGUGUGGACGUUCCUGACUGGAGGAGUCCUGCUAGCGCUCUUCUUUCUUGUCUUCACAAUUCGCUUCAGGAAAAACAGGAUCGUGAAGAUGUCCAGCCCCAAUCUCAACAUUGUGACCCUGCUGGGCAGUGGCUUGACUUACACGAGUGCUUACCUCUUUGGGAUUCAGGAGCAGAGCCUGCCUUCUGGAGACUCCAUGGAAAAGCUUAUUCAGGUGCGGCUCUGCCUGCUGUGCGUGGGCUCCUCCCUGGUGUUUGGCCCCAUCCUGGGGAAAAGCUGGAGGCUCUACAAGGUGUUCACCCAAAGGGUGCCGGACAAGCGGGUGAUUAUCAAAGACCUCCAGUUGCUGGCGAUGGUGGCAGUGCUGGUGCUGGCAGAUGCCGUGUUGCUCCUGACGUGGGUAUUUGCCGAUCCAGUCCAGUGCUUCCGAAGCCUCAGCGUCUCACUGCGGGCAACAGACAAAGGCAUGACCUGCUCCGUGAGCCGGGUGCAGUCCUGCGCGUCGCUCUAUUCCGAUCUUUGGCUCGUUCUCAUUUUAGGGUUUAAGAGUAUUCUCCUGCUGUACGGGACCUACUUGGCCGGUCUGACCGACAACGUCAGCUCCUCACCAGUCAACCAGUCCUUGACACUCAUCGUUGGGGUCAACCUCGUUUUCCUGGCUGCUGGCACUAUCUGCUUAGUUCAUCGUUUCUUCCGUACUUGGCACAACUUGCUGUUUGGUUUUACCUCUGGAGGAAUCUUUGUGUGUACAACCACGAUCAACUGCUUCAUCUUUGUCCCACAGCUCAAGCAGUGGAAAGCCUUUGAAGAAGAAAGCCAAACUGUGAGCCACAUGGCAAAAUAUUUCAGCAGCCCAAGCAGGAGCUGCCGCUCGGUGUACAGCGAGGAGCAGCUCUACCAGCUGAUAGGGGAGAAGAACUCCAUGAAGCGGCUGCUCACUGAGAAAAAUGCCGUGAUUGAAAGCCUGCAGGAGCAAGUGAGCAGCGCCAAGGAGAAGCUGAUGAGGCUGAUGUCUGCGGAGAGCGGCUGCAAUCCCCGUGCCUUGCCAGCAGCUCCCGGCACCUGGAGCUCAGGGGGGCAUGGGGAUGCCUCGGGGGACUGCUGCCCCCCGGAUCCCGAGAGGGAUGGGUGGCAGCCUCCCUGCUCGCUGGGUACACCGCCUCUUUGCAGCAAUCCUCAGGCCCUCCAGGAACAUGCAACACAGGAACCCGUCUGCUCUCAGGUGCUGCUUUUUAACACAGGGGGCAGCAGUGAACGUGGCCUGAAAGACGUCCAGGAGUGUGGGACACCUGCAGAGCAGAGGCAGCCUCCGGAGCAGCUGCCAGGCCAGGACAACUCAGGUGGUGUAGCCUGGGAGUCAUCCCCCAAAGUCAGCUAUGUAAACAGCGAGAAGCUGUGGGAAAUCUUGCAAGAGCUAAGCCUGGACGGCAAAAACUACAGCCCAGCCUUACCUGCAGGAGCCCCACUUGGCGGCCUGGGCGCCCCAGGUGACCAGGGAGAAACAUGGGGGGGCCAGGAGGGCUACCCAGGCGCCCACACACCCCUCAGCCCUUACCUGGCGAGGCGCCGUCGGAGGAUCCCUUUGCCCCCUGCCUCCACCCACUUCCCUGGACGUGCAUCCCCUCGUGCCAACCACAGCGGGAAGGAGGGAGGGAGAGCCCUGGUGUGCCUUCGCAGCCAUGUGAGGAUCACUGUAUACACUGCUCCCUGCCCCCAGCUGCAGAGGAGUUUAUAAAGACUUUGGCAGGAUGCUGGGACAAGAUCACGCUCACCUUUGGAAAGAGAGCCCAUGAGAAGAAAUAGUCAUCGGUAGUCAGGACAUCAGAAAGGCAGGCCAGAAGCAGGCAAAAUUCUUGUAGGCCAUCAGGAAGCUGAAGUUUUCUCUGCAAGUCUGCAAUGUCCCUGGGGUUCCCAGCACCCACUGGGUGCUAGAUUUACCAUCAGUAUUUUAAUAUACUAGCACAGAACAAGGCCUGACCAUCCGUGUUACCUUUCAACACACUUCCUGCAAUUGCUGAGAGGUGCAUCUCUGCCUGGCGAGUGUGGAAACCCUGAAAAGCUUUUAUUUCUUGGAGUUUCCCAUGACUUAGAAAACCUAUAAUGACCUGAGCUCCUUAUAAAAAGCCCCUGGUACCUCUCAAGGGGUUCACAGGAAGGAAAAAUGAAAGCUCGCCCUCUGCAGUGUCCUGAUGACACGAUCCAACACAGGAACAGCAUGGAUGUUUUAUUGGACAAGGUGAAUAUAAUGAGCAAGGCACCCUUCUGGAGUUGUGUGCUGGUUUCCAGGCAAUUACAUCUCGUAUCUAACCCAAAUGAGUCGGGUGAUAUUUCAAACCAAAGAGAACGGCAGGAAUAAUAUUAGCUGAUGCAAUCGCACCUUGAAUUUACAGCAGUGCUAGGCAGAUCCAUGAACAGUGGGAUACUCUGUACAUGAUUACAGCAAAUUCAAGCCCUUGUUUGAAAGCAGCUGGGUUUUAGUUGGGUUUUUUGGAACAGUCCUCAAAUCUAGGUGGUGGAUAAAGGCUUCCUUUCCUCUGACAGGUGAAUCUUUCAUUUGAGGGUGAAUUACACUUUGGCAAGAUCAGUUUUUAAUUUCCUCGCUAUUACAGCCUUUUUCAUGCCAGUAACAAAAACACAUUUAGUGCUCAUCCUGCUUCUGCAAUCUGUUCUUCGCAACUCUCUGAUGGUGAGGUCUUUUUCCUAGUUCUCCUAAUACCUGAUAGGAGCCCGCUGCAGUCAAUGGGGGAGGCAGGCUCUGCCGCUCCUGGAAGCCCAGCAUUACUGGGUACCUGCUGUGCCACAAUAUGAAACCCUGGGCUAAACACCACCUUCUGAUGGGAAGAAGCUCCCAGGCCUCAUUGCCUAAGGCCACAGCUGCUUGAGUGCAUCUGAAUUAAGCCUUUAAAGCAGACAAACCCAACAACAACAAAGUGUACCCAGUGAUGACAUGGGGUCUAAUUUACUUGAAGACAAAACUUGGGAGUCAAGAGCCUUGUCUCUUCUAAUGACUGUUAUGCUCAUCUCAGAGAGAAAAACCACGGUCUCUUCUGUCUCUCCCUGGCACCUGUCAUUCAGGUGAACACAAGACCACCUCCCUGAGCUGCAUCAAGGCUUCUUCACUGUAUGUUUGCAAAACUGGCUCUGAGUGCUUCACCACUCACCCUAAGAGACCAGUUGACCCAUCAGAGAACAAGAAAACAAGAGCUGAUGCUCCCAGCUGGGCCCUGGUUAACUUCCUCAGAUAGCAGGUCUUGGAUAUCAGUGAGAAUCCCAAAUGCCCUCUUGAAUAAGUGAGUGAGAGGCUGGAGAAGGUGGAGAAGGAGUUCAGACAACAAUCUGGGGUAUCAACAGUGGAGACCAAUGUUUUUGCUGUUGAAUAGUCAUGAGUUGCUGUAUGUGGAUGGUUUGUUCACAACAGCUAGUUUUAGUGAGUUGAAUACUUCUCUGCAUGUUCAUGCAGGUGUUUGUGUCCUUACACACAGGGAAAACAUCCCACUUUUCUCUCCCAGUGGAUCAUCCCACUGUCUAGAAUAAUUGGAAUUUGACAAUCACUUAGAGAGAGACAAGAACCCUGUUCCCCAUCAGCAAUCCAAGCAUCUGCUGAAGCAAGUAUGAGAUUUCUACCACUAAGCAAAGAUUUUUCUGGAUAAUGACAGCAUUAGAAACAACCCCACAAGCAUGUGAGAUACUUCUGGUAAAGCACUUAAAUAAAAAAAAUCCUCUUGCAGCUUUCCACUGGGAAAAAUGAGUGCCCUGCCAUGCAAUCAGACCCUGGGCUGCAGGGGGGCCACAGUCCUACAAGGAGAGAUGACGCCUCUAUGCUGGACACAGCAGGGGCCUAUUUAUAUUGCAGAAUUGGGCUAUCCUCCCCCUGAUCCAGACAGCAUCAAUCUUGCAGCAGCAGCAGGAGGCAAGGUAGGUUUUGCACUGACCACCUACCUUCUGGUACAGCUGGAAAUCUAGGAACAAUAUCGUUUCCAACAUUAUUCAUCAGGUUUCAGGACGGGUGCCAAGCUCUGUGCGGCCAACAGCUGAGCAACAGAGAUUUUGUCUCUCCUUUUACAGGAUUAUUGUAAAAUAAUUUCCCUCCGUGACCAGUUUAAGCUAUUCUAAUGCACAGUCAUAAAUGAGACAUUGACUUCUAAAGAUCUUCCUACCCUUAGGGUGGCAGAUGAAAGAACCGGUCACAGCUUUGUUCUGCCGCAACAUGCCUGGAAGUGUUGAGAGACAUGCUUUCAUUACAGGGAAAUUUCCACUGUCUCAUUGGGUUUGCAAGUUUAUAACCUACCUGUAGAGCAUAAAAGAAAUGCUGGGCUGACCAAAACAGAUAGAAGACAUUGAUUUGCUCGUGCCAUUCAGGCAGCAAGAGCUGUUCUGCUGAUUUCUGUGUCUGUGAGAAAGAGCACAGCGAUUUCCACCUCUAACACAAACCUGGUGGCUUUUUUCAGCAACUCAGCAAGCGUGCUCAAGCCCAGAAUAACAGAAAUUCCUUUAAUAAACCUGAAUAUCAGUUUUGUAAAACAAAGUGAUCAGUGAAAGAGAAGUUCAUGACACAGUGCUGAGAAGGAUGUUGCUCAGAUUAAUUCAGCUGCUCAAGCAGAUUGCUCCUUUAACACUGUCUAUGACUUAAGUCCCCAGUGUAAUACCACUAUUUUUAUGACUCAGCAGUAACCAAUGCAAUAAAUUAAUUCAGGGGAUGUUCCAGAUAACGAGGAGUUUAUCCUGCAGCAAAAAGGUCUCCAAUGAAGAGUAAAAUGUUAGAGAUCCAGAGUAUACAGUAAUUAUCAGAUUCUGAUAAUUGGUGAGAAUGGGAAUGAGAAAAGCAAAGUGAAAUAGGUUAUGAUUGCAUUAUCUAACAAUUAACAUUCCUAUGCACAGGGUUGCAUAAUAUCCCCUGCAUUUAAGGGCUGCAUAGCAUUUCCUAUAAAAAUGCCUUGGAUUCACUUGCUUAUAAUUUUCUUAAAGCUUAGGCAUUUACCAAAAUGUUCAUGCUGAGAGUGCUGAAAAGUUAAAAUGAAAGUGAUUCAGGACAUUUCCAAGAAGAAGGCUAACAAAAAUGCAUUUGUCCCAUUUUAGGCACGUCUUAGUUUUUUGUGUGAGACACUUCAUCUCCCCCACGCCAUACGAACUGAAAAUCCAUUUUGUAUGGGUCUUGACAAAAGCCAUCCAAGCUGGACAUAAAGCAUGGCUUUAUGACUUUGAAAAGUCACAGACCACAUAGGUCUAUGGAAGCAUAUUAGCACUUUGUGGAAAACAGCCAUCCCCCAAAUCAUCCCUGAAAAGCUGAGUGUGCUCCAUGUCCUCACAGCUGCUGGAGCACCCUGCCCCUAGGCUGGGCACAGGUGGUGGCCAAGCCCACCACACCUGCCAGUCCUUGACAUCACCACUGUAAGAGAGUGCACUGGGCUGAGAGCAAAGUGGGGUUUGUCUCAUUAAGGCAAUCACCACCACGCUGGCAGUGAAGCAGCAUGGCAGAAGAAGUGGUUGUGAAAGCCACUCGUGGGAGAAAAAUGGUAAAUCUGUUUGAAGAAGCUGUGGCUGGGGCUGGAAUGGCUGGGGGACGAGGUGG
Molecule: messenger RNA, 10819 nt
Organism: Myiozetetes cayanensis
Lineage: Eukaryota; Metazoa; Chordata; Aves; Passeriformes; Tyrannidae
Gene: GPR156
Product: G protein-coupled receptor 156
Exons: 10
Coding region: 5093-6985 (630 amino acids)
Biological process (GO): gamma-aminobutyric acid signaling pathway; G protein-coupled receptor signaling pathway
Cellular component (GO): G protein-coupled receptor heterodimeric complex; membrane
Molecular function (GO): G protein-coupled GABA receptor activity
Source: RefSeq, a predicted model, not a curated record